GGCGGAAAAGGCGCACUACACUUAGGAAGAGGACGCAAAAGUUUUUUAUUAGACGAUUUAAGAACACAGAACCAUGCAUUUGAUGCAGACGGCAUUUCUAUAUUAUGCUGUAUUUUCUAUGGUAGAGGGUGCCAUUGGGUUUAAUCAAAGAUGUCCUAGAUCGAAUGAAUGGCAUUUCAGAAGAAAAAACUGUACUUCUCCAGAUAAACCCUUCUACGCAUGCCUGUACAAUGAAUUUAGUUUACAAUAUUCUGAAAACUGCACAAGGAAAGAAUAUGAAAGUAGAAAAGGAACAAAAGUUGUUUUUAGUCCUGCAAUAAGCGAGACGGACUGUGCAGACAGCAGAUUUCAACCACAUAAAUUCACAACACUUAGUUCUUCUGACUGUAUCUAUGCAAAAUCUACCUGCAGCGAGGAGGGUCAAGUCCUAGAAAAAAAUGGGUCAAGUUUUGUUGACAGAAGCUGCAGAUGUGAUUAUAGAAAAGGCUACAAUUAUAUUACACAGCCAAAAGACAAGUGUUCCUGUGUUCCUUCACUGGAAGAUUGCUCUUGUUACCUUACAAAUUGUACAGGACACUCAGCUUUAACACAAGAUUAUGAUUGUGUUCUGAAGAUAGAUUCAAGAUCAGGUUCUAUAGUUUGUGGAAAGAUACUAAAUGGGUAA
Messenger RNA from Mytilus trossulus (common blue mussel), 664 nucleotides. RefSeq lists its product as uncharacterized. Bases 74 to 664 code for a protein of 196 amino acids. The record is from RefSeq and is a predicted model, not a curated record. NCBI's taxonomy places the organism in Eukaryota, Metazoa, Mollusca, Bivalvia, Mytilida, Mytilidae. The transcript is spliced from 4 exons.